This is a messenger RNA of Bursaphelenchus okinawaensis, 1199 nucleotides long. The record is from the annotation of a GenBank genome assembly. NCBI's taxonomy places the organism in Eukaryota, Metazoa, Nematoda, Chromadorea, Rhabditida, Aphelenchoididae.
AUGGUUCAACAGGAAACCAAACUAGCGGCGAGGGUCGAUGAUAAGGAGAAGAAGCCGGGAGAAACGGUUGCAGCCAAGAAGAAGGAUGCCAAAGAGGAAAAAAAUGAAAUGGUACUGUUUUUAAAGUUUUUAUGAUAUUGUUUUAUGUUUUUAGACAGAAGAGGACAAAAAAUUGCAAGAGGACUUGAAUAUGUUGGUGGAGAGACUGUCUGAAGCCAACCAAGACUUAUAUCAAGGUGCUUUGGAGAGCAUGAGGUCAUUGAUCAGAGCUGCAACUACCUCUAUGACUUCGGUACCAAAACCAUUGAAGUUCAUGUUGCCUCAUUAUAAUAAAAUGAAGGAGAACUACGAGAAAAUGAGAGACUCACCAGCUAAAGUUAGUUUUUGAAGUUAAAGAUUUUAGGUAUUAAAAUUUUGAAGGGAAAGAGAGCUUUUGCUUUAUUUUAUUCCAAACUUUGAAAGAGACGAUGUUAGCGCGUUUUAAACUUUUUACUAAACGUCGGAUUAUAUUAACUAUCUUUUUAAAAUAAAUAUUUUUUGCAGAAGCUAUGCGCAGACAUAAUCUCUGUGUUGGCCAUGUGCUCAGAAGACAAGAAUGGAUGUAUCAACUACAGAUUGAAGGGAGCUUUUGAGCCUAUUGGAGAUUGGGGACACGAAUAUGUUAGACAUUUGUCAAUGGAAAUGGCCGAAGAAUGGAGAAAUUACUCUGACGGCACAACGAAGAGCCAAGAACGACGAGGAGAGUUACUGACACUUGUCAAGGAGAUUGUCGCUCAUAAUAUGAAGCACAAUGCUGAGGUUGAAGCUUGUGAUUUGUUGGUUGAGAUCGAAAGGUUGGAUCUGCUACUUGACUUUGUAGAAGGUGAAGAUUACAAUCGUGUCUGUUUGUAUUUGUUGAGGUAAGUGUAUUUUUGUUUUUUUUGGAUUUAGGUAGUACUUUUGGAGAAUUUUAAAAAGUUAUUGGGGUAAAAAUUAUUAAUAAAUAUCAGUAUUGUGUUAUGUUAAAUGUUUUAGGUAUACUGCUUGUUUCUUGAAAGGUUCUUGCCGAAAUUUUUAGUUUGAGAAAAGGAUUUUAAUUGUUCUAUACUAAAUAUUACCUAAAAUCUUUCAGCUGCGCUCCACUAACUCCAGAUCCAGACAAUCAAAUUUUGAUCAAGACUGCGAAGGAUUUGUUCUUGAAGUUCAACAAGCCUUUUUGA